Phragmites australis (common reed) is the source of this 1567-nucleotide messenger RNA. RefSeq lists its product as uncharacterized. NCBI's taxonomy places the organism in Eukaryota, Viridiplantae, Streptophyta, Magnoliopsida, Poales, Poaceae. The record is from RefSeq and is a predicted model, not a curated record. The transcript is spliced from 13 exons. Bases 131 to 1294 code for a protein of 387 amino acids. Gene Ontology annotation, cellular component: COPII-coated ER to Golgi transport vesicle; endoplasmic reticulum.
AAAACGCCAAUUACCCUGACAAAUUCCAGAGAUACCCUCCCGAUUCCUCGGGGCGGCCACGCCGACGCCGUAGAUCUCUCCCCCUCGACCCUGAGCUCCGGCGGUCUCGCCGGCGGUGUGAGCCGAAGCGAUGGAGCUCUGGAGCAAGCUGCGGAACCUGGACGCCUACCCGAAGGUGAACGAGGACUUCUACAGCCGCACCCUCUCCGGCGGUCUCAUCACCGUCCUCUCCUCCCUCGCCAUCCUCCUCCUCUUCUUCUCCGAGAUCCGUCUGUAUCUAUAUUCUGCUACAGAGAGUAAGCUCACUGUUGAUACUUCAAGAGGCGAAAGACUGCAUAUCAAUUUUGAUAUUACAUUCCCAGCUCUUCCUUGUUCUCUAGUUGCUGUUGAUACGAUGGAUGUCAGUGGAGAGCAACAUUAUGAUAUAAGACAUGACAUAAUAAAGAAAAGAAUUGGUCAUCUUGGUAAUGUAAUUGAAUCAAGAAAAGAUGGAGUUGGUGCCCCUAAGAUUGAAAGACCAUUGCAGAAGCAUGGUGGUAGGCUUGACCACAAUGAAGUUUACUGUGGGUCUUGUUAUGGUUCUGAGGAGUCAGAUGACCAGUGCUGCAACUCCUGUGAAGAAGUUCGUGAUGCCUAUCGGAAGAAAGGGUGGGCACUCACAAAUGUAGAAUUAAUUGAUCAGUGCAAGAGAGAGGGUUUCGUUCAAAGGUUAAAAGAUGAACAAGGGGAAGGUUGCAACAUCCAUGGAUUUGUAGAUGUGAAUAAAGUAGCCGGCAACUUUCACUUUGCCCCUGGGAAAAGCUUGGACCAGUCAUUCAACUUCCUGCAAGAUCUGUUGAACAUCCAACCAGAAACUUACAAUAUAAGUCACAAGAUAAACAAACUGUCCUUUGGGAAAGAGUUCCCUGGUGUUGUCAAUCCUCUUGAUGGAGUGGAGUGGACACAGGAUCACUCCAAUGGGUUAACGGGGAUGUACCAGUAUUUUGUGAAGGUUGUUCCUACAAUCUACACAGAUAUUACGGGACGGAAGAUUCACUCGAACCAGUUUUCUGUAACGGAGCACUUUAGAGAGGCAAUAGGCUACCCAAGGCCUCCACCUGGUGUAUAUUUCUUCUACGAAUUUUCACCGAUUAAGGUUGAUUUUACUGAAGAAAACACAUCGCUUCUUCACUUCCUGACAAACAUAUGUGCUAUUGUUGGAGGUAUUUUCACGGUUGCUGGCAUCAUUGAUUCUUUCGUGUACCAUGGUCACCGCGCUAUAAAGAAAAAGAUGGAGAUCGGAAAGCUUGGAUAAUCACAUUUUUAGCAUAUUUCCACUAGGAGCAUAGCCAAAACGAGUUAACUUAUGCUGCCUCGAAAUGUCGGCGAGGAGAAUUCAGCAGGGAUUUUGGUCAAGAUUCUAAUGCAUCCGUAGCACUCAGACUUGCUAAUUUCUGAGCCUGGAGCAUAUGCAUUUCAUGUGUAAGUGGUUACAACAUCAUCUCCAAUGUUUGUGUUAUAGAUCUAUUGUAACAGACUCAAAACCCUGUUAAAAAAAACUGUACUUUUGCUCCAUGCUCCGUAUUGU